AUGGCUGCGAAAAAGACCAUCGUCGUCGUUGGUGCCACUGGUAACCAGGGUUCCUCUGUGGCCCAUACUUUUCUGACGCGGCCCAACUGGAACGUCCGUUGUGUGACUCGCAAUCCAUCGUCUGCUGCUGCUCAGGAUUUAGCAUCACUCGGUGCUAGUGUUGUGCAGGCCGACUUGUCCGACAUCGACUCGCUGCGGACUGCCUUUGAUGGAGCGCAUGCCAUCUUUGUCAACACCGAUUUCUGGGGUCCUUACAGGGCCGAUGGAAAAAGGACGCUUGGGGACAGUGAUGCUGCCUUCAACAUGGAAGUCGACCACGGCAAAAAUGCUGCCAUUGUCGCCGCCGCUCUUCCGUCCCUUGAACGCUUCAUAUACUCUGCCCUGGGGCCAAUGAAGAAACACUCCAAGGGCAAAUACCCUCAUUCCUACCACUGGGACUCCAAGGCAACCAUUGUUGAAUACAUCGAGAGCGAGCAGUCAAACCUGGCUAAGAAGACUUCCUACAUCUAUAUCGGUGCUUUCAAUACCAAUCCGUUGUUCAUGCCUAACAUAAACCCAGAGACUGGGCGGCAUCAGUUUACGAACCCUUUAAAGAAGGAGCAAAUCAUGCCCAUGAUCGACCCUGUAGAGUCCACGGGCCCGUUUGUGCAGGCCCUGAUUGAGACUGAAGAGCCCGGGGUCAGGUUGCUUGCCUAUGAUAGCCUUCUUACAAUGGGCGAAAUAUCGAAUCUGUGGUCGAAAGUCUCUGGUAAACCAGCGGAUUACGUGGAAGUUACAGUCGAAUACAUGAACCAACAGUUUGGCAUCCCGCUAGAAGUACUCGAUGCGGUAGGCUACUUACCUGAAUAUGGGUAUAUGGGUGGGGUUGAAGGGUCAAUAGAGCCCGACCAGUUAAAAGUCAAGCCUCAGACUGCAUCCUUUGAGGACUGGCUGAAAAAGCAAGACUGGGAAAGUAUUUUGAAAAGUGGGGAGAAGCUUAUUGGAAGCGUUAAAGAGUAA
Molecule: messenger RNA, 999 nt
Organism: Talaromyces rugulosus
Lineage: Eukaryota; Fungi; Ascomycota; Eurotiomycetes; Eurotiales; Trichocomaceae
Exons: 1
Coding region: 1-999 (332 amino acids)
Source: RefSeq, a predicted model, not a curated record